AUGAAUUACGAUUAUAAAUCCUGCUUUUGGGAUCCCCAUGAUGAUGGGGUCAAUGUCCUUCUAACACAUAUUCAUGCAGGUAUUAAAUCAAGUGGGACGGUGGAGAGUUUCUUCAGACAAAGAACAGAACUUGAAAAAGAUUACGCUAGAAGACUAGGUGCCAUUAAUGAGAAGUUACAGCAAAACCUACAAGUUGAUCCAGAGUUUGGACAUUUGAAUAAAGCAUUAACAACGUUAUUGGAAGUAGAGAAAGCAAAGGCACAUGCUCAUUCCAAACAAAGUGAAGUAAUCUAUAGGCAAGCUUUCAGUAAUACCAAACUCUUUAGAGGAGAAUUACAAGCAAGAUAUACAACUUUAAGUGGAAAGAUUGAAAAAAUGCGUGUUGAUAAAUUUAACAAGAAAAAAGGUUGUGAGGAGUUGUCUAACCGUUUAGAGAAGGCUACCGUAAGGGCAAGAGAUUUAAGGCUUAACCAGAAUAAUAUCAUUGGAUCAAAAAGGGUUGAACAAAAUGAAAAGGAAUUAGCCAAAUGGGAAAACAAUGAACAAGAGACGAAAUUGCAAUUAAAUGUUCUAAAACAAGAAUAUAAAGCAUCUCAGAGACAUUGGUUACAUGAAUGGGGUGAUAUUACUCGUCAAUUACAAGAAAUGGAACAAGCAAGAAUACAGUUUAUCCAAGCUAAAUUACAAGUAUAUAUUGAAACAUGUAUGGAGACUAGCAUUCUUGAACAAUCGAAAAUGGAUCUAUUAAACAGUCGCUUAAUGGUUUUUACUUCAAUUGAUGAUAUUGCCAAAUUUUCAAGUGAACAUGGUACUGGAAGGCUCAAGGAAAAACAUGUCAACAAAAAAUCAUUUGAAGAUCAACCAGGAGAACUUCUUGAUCAACGUUCAUCUAACAAACACAGUCCUAUCGAUGAUAAUGGAGCCGAUUAUAGAUCUUCAAGAGUAUCAUAUAAUCACCUCGGUACCGAUCCGUAUAUUGAUAACAUUCGUAAACUGUCCUCUAAUUUACAAAAACGUUCACAGAAUAGAAGUUCACAAUAUAAUAAGGCUAUGGUAGAUACAGGAGGAUUGCAGAAUACUAAUUCCAACAGCGAUUCUACAAUAAAGGCAAAUUCUAACAAAAUUUAUGAGUCUCCCUCUAUGAAUAAAAAUAAUCAAUAUGAGGAUUUAAUGAAAAAUAGUGAACACAGGCCAAUAACGCCUCCACCUGAGCCUAUAUGCAACACAGAGGUAGUUGAACCACUACAGGAAGGUGAAGUUGAAAUUCCUCACAGUCAUAAAGAAAGUUCGAAUUCGUAUACAACUUCAGAAUCAUCAUCUAAUCCAACUGACUUUACCACACACUUGAAAAAAAGAGAAAGUUUAGAAUCGAUGACGACUUCGGUGAGUUCAAUGGCUUCCACUAUAGGAGAUGCUCAGAGAUUUUCUAAAUCAUGGAAUUCUUCAUCAAGGAAACGUAAGUCUAUGAACCAUAUCAAUCAAUUAUUAAAUGACGAACAUGAUAAAAAUAGGCAAGCAAGCACAAAUACAGUAAUAAACUCGCAGUUUGGUAAUUCCCAAUCAAGUAUAGAUUCAUAUGCCAGGAAUCAUAUUAAAGCAAUGCCUAAUGUAAAGAACACAAACGAUACUAGAAGGAAAUCCAUGGUUCUAGAAAAUUCUACUAAUCCAAUUGAGGAUGCAUUAUACGAGAUGGAAAGGUUACAGGGCUCAACACAAGCUAAUUCAAAGCUUGGUAGAAUCAAAGACAAUGGUCUUAUUGUGACAUUACCCAUGGUAACUAGAGGAGGUGAGCCAGUGAUAAAAUAUGCUAAGGCUAAUUUUCCAUUAAUAGAUAAUGGCGCAGAUGAACUUGCUAACUUUGAGAAAAAUGAUUAUAUUCUUAUUACUGAGAUUAUAAGUAAUGAUUGGUAUAGAGGUGAAGUAUAUGAUAAUGAGAGGAUCUCUCCCGACCACAGGGAUGGUUUGAUUCCUUAUAAUUUUGUUAGUAUUCUUGGAUAG
Maudiozyma saulgeensis is the source of this 1998-nucleotide messenger RNA. The record is from the annotation of a GenBank genome assembly. Lineage: Eukaryota; Fungi; Ascomycota; Saccharomycetes; Saccharomycetales; Saccharomycetaceae.